GAUCUGGCGGGGUACACGAGAUGUGUAGUCAGUCCACAGUACCGACAAGAGAUCGACAGAAGUGCUUAGAGCAACAUGUUCAAACUGAUCCUUCUUCUCGCCACCGUCGCCUACGCAUCCGCCGGUAGUCUCUACUCCGGUUAUGGAGGACUCUACGGUUACGGCGGUUACGGCUACGGCGGCUAUGGCUUAGGUCAUGGAGCGGCGAUCGCACCUGCGGUCACAUACGCACACGCUCCAGUUGCGACCAGUUACGCCAAUACGUACAAGGUCGCGCUUGCUCCAACUGUUACUAAGCUUGCCGUUGCACCUGCCAUUACCAAAGUGGCGUACGCCGCACCUGCCAUCACAAAGGUGGCCUAUGCUCCAACUUAUUCGGCGCCAGCGGUGAGCUAUGGUCAUUACGGGUACACGGUUCCACCAUCGGUAACCUACAUAAAUAGUGGAUACGGAUACGGUCAUGGUCUUGGAUAUGGUUCUGGUUAUGGUUAUGUACCCAGUUACGGAUACGGCCAUGGUUACGGAUAUGGUGGAUACGGUGGAUACGGUGGAUACGGUGGAUACGAUGGAUACUAUCAUUGAUAGACCUACCAAAGCAACUUGUCUUCGAGAGCAACACUUUUGUCGAGUGAUAGCUGACAUCACAGUCGACGAAUCGCCACAAACUUUAUCAUCGGCUAUGUAUAUGACGUUUACAAUAUAUGUUUUCAUAUUUUA
Molecule: messenger RNA, 717 nt
Organism: Camponotus floridanus (Florida carpenter ant)
Lineage: Eukaryota; Metazoa; Arthropoda; Insecta; Hymenoptera; Formicidae
Product: cuticle protein 64
Exons: 3
Coding region: 76-582 (168 amino acids)
Source: RefSeq, a predicted model, not a curated record